AUCAAACUGAAGAAGUUACAGUUUCCAAAUCAAAUGUCAUUCAAAGUGAGAAAAUUCCCAGUCAGAGGCCCCAAAGAAUUUCCUCUUUUACUUUGCUUUGUCUCAAAGCCAUCUCUAUCUUCCUUCUUAGGGACUGAAAUGGGUUUAAGGCAAUUAAUGCAUAAGUUCUAGUUAGAGGGAUAUUUUGUACUCAAGAUGGAAGCAUCAAUGAAUGAAAAACCGUUCUCUGCGUGGUCAUGGUGUGUUGAGCAGUGUUUGAAAGAGUACAAAGUGAAACUAGACAAGGGUUUGAGCACUUAUGAGGUUGAAAGGCGGCGUGAGAGGUAUGGUUGGAAUGAACUUCAGAAAGAGAAGGGAAAACCCCUAUGGCGGCUAGUACUAGAACAGUUCGACGAUAUGCUUGUGAAGAUUCUUCUUGUUGCAGCCUUCAUAUCUUUCAUUCUAGCUUACUUGCACGGAAACGAAACUGGCGAGUCUGUCUUCGAAGCCUAUGUGGAGCCAUUUGUGAUUGUCUUGAUUUUAGUACUUAAUGCUAUUGUGGGUGUUUGGCAAGAGACCAACGCUGAGAAAGCACUUGAAGCCCUUAGAGAGAUGCAAUGUGAAUCAGCCAAGGUUUUGAGGGAUGGAUAUUUGGUUCCCGAUUUGCCAGCAAGAGAACUUGUUCCUGGAGAUAUUGUAGAAUUGAGGGUCGGUGACAAAGUCCCUGCUGACAUGAGAGUUGCAACACUGACAACCUCGACAUUAAGAGUGGAGCAGAGCUCAUUGACCGGAGAGGCCAUGCCUGUUUUAAAAGGCACCAAUCCUAUCUUCAUGGAUGACUGUGAAUUACAAGCCAAAGAAAACAUGGUUUUUGCUGGCACAACAGUCGUGAAUGGUAGUUGCAUUUGUGUGGUCACGAGCACUGGAAUGACCACUGAAGUUGGGAAGAUACAGAUGCAAAUCCACGAGGCCUCUUUGGAAGAAACUGACACCCCUUUGAAGAAGAAGCUCGAUGAAUUUGGAAACAGGCUUACGACUGCUAUAGGCCUUGUUUGCCUCAUUGUGUGGGUUAUUAACUAUAAAUAUUUCCUUACUUGGGAUCUUGUGAAUGGAUGGCCUACAAACUUUCGAUUUUCUUUCGAGAAGUGCACAUAUUAUUUUAAGAUAGCUGUUGCUCUGGCAGUUGCUGCCAUCCCAGAAGGCUUGCCAGCUGUAAUCACAACUUGUUUGGCUCUGGGUACAAGGAAAAUGGCACAGAAGAAUGCGAUUGUACGGAAGCUUCCUAGCGUGGAGACCUUAGGAUGUACAACUGUGAUUUGUUCUGAUAAAACUGGGACUCUGACAACAAAUCAGAUGUCCGUGAUGGAAUUUUUCACUUUAGGCGGAAAGACAACAUCAUCUCGAAUUUUUCGUGUUGAAGGCACAACUUAUGAUCCUAAAGAUGGGGCGAUUGUUGAUUGGAAUUGCUACAAUAUGGAUGCUAACUUGCAAGCCAUGGCAGAAAUAUGUGCUCUCUGCAAUGACGCUGGUAUAUUUUGCAAUGGCCAUCUCUUUCGAGCGACAGGUUUGCCCACUGAAGCAGCUCUUAAGGUUCUGGUUGAGAAGAUGGGAGUUCCAGAUAACAAGGCUAGGAACAAGAUCCGUGACACACAGCUUGCUGCGAACUAUUUGAUUGACUCCAACACUGUUAAAUUGGGUUGUUGUGAAUGGUGGACGAAAAGAUCGAAGAGGCUUGCCACAUUAGAGUUUGAUCGCAUUCGCAAGUCAAUGAGUGUUAUUGUCCGGGAACCAACUGGACGCAAUCGACUACUUGUCAAGGGUGCUGUUGAGAGUCUAUUGGAGCGCAGUUCUCACAUUCAACUUGCAGAUGGAUCACUUGUCCCAAUUGAUGAACCUUGUAGGCAACUACUAUUGUUGAGACAUUUGGAGAUGAGUUCAAAAGGAUUGCGGUGCUUGGGAAUGGCAUACAAGGACGAUUUGGGAGAAUUUUCAGACUAUCAUAAUGACACUCAUCCCGCUCACAAGAAGUUACUCGAUCCAGCUUCCUACUCCUCCGUUGAAAGUGACCUAGUUUUUGUGGGGGUUGUCGGUCUGAGGGAUCCUCCUCGUGAUGAAGUUCACAAAGCAAUUGAUGAUUGUAGAGGAGCUGGGAUUAAAGUCAUGGUGAUAACUGGCGAUAAUAAGUUGACUGCAGAGGCUAUUUGUAAAGAAGUUCGAUUGUUUUGUAAAAGUGAUGAUCUUAGGGGGAGAAGCUUCACGGGUAAAGAAUUCAUGGCUCUUUCCUCUUCUGAGCAAAUUGAAAUUUUGUCAAAACCUGGAGGGAAAGUGUUCUCACGUGCGGAGCCUAGGCACAAGCAAGAAAUUGUAAGGAUGCUAAAGGAGAUGGGAGAAAUUGUUGCAAUGACUGGUGAUGGUGUGAAUGAUGCACCUGCACUGAAACUUGCUGAUAUUGGAAUUGCCAUGGGGAUCACUGGCACAGAGGUUGCAAAAGAAGCUUCAGAUAUGGUUUUGGCAGAUGAUAAUUUUAACACCAUUGUCUCUGCUGUGGCAGAGGGUCGCUCUAUUUAUAAUAACAUGAAAGCUUUUAUCAGGUACAUGAUAUCGUCUAAUGUUGGGGAGGUUAUAUCCAUAUUCUUGACUGCUGCUUUAGGAAUUCCAGAAUGUAUGAUACCGGUGCAGCUUCUUUGGGUCAAUUUGGUUACUGAUGGCCCACCUGCCACAGCUCUGGGAUUCAACCCUGCUGACAUAGAUAUAAUGCGGAAACCACCACGCAAAAGUGAUGAUGUGCUCAUUAACUCUUGGAUUCUGUUCCGGUACAUGGUAAUAGGUUCUUAUGUGGGCAUUGCAACGGUUGGCAUCUUCAUCUUGUGGUACACUCAGGCUUCGGUUUUGGGUAUAAAUCUUGUAAGUGACGGUCACUCACUCGUUGAAUUUUCUGAGCUUCGGAACUGGGGAGAAUGCUCAUCAUGGUCAAAUUUCACCGUGACUCCAUUCAUGGUUGGUGGUGGCCGUGUGAUCACCUUUUCAAACCCUUGUGACUAUUUUACCAUUGGUAAAGUGAAAGCGAUGACUCUCUCACUUUCUGUCUUGGUGGCCAUUGAGAUGUUCAAUUCCCUAAAUGCCCUUUCUGAAGACAACAGCUUAGUCACAAUGCCACCUUGGAGGAACCCUUGGCUUCUUGUCGCCAUGUCAGUCUCGUUUGGGCUCCAUUGCCUAAUACUUUAUGUACCUUUCCUAGCCGAUGUGUUUGGUAUCGUUCCACUGACUCUGAAUGAAUGGUUUCUGGUUAUCUUGGUUUCGGCACCUGUGAUUUUGAUCGAUGAAUUGCUCAAAUUUGUGGGGAGGAGGAGGAGGAGAUGGAGAACCAAGGUGAAGAAGGCAUAAAAUGUCAUUCGGUUUACAUUUUGGCAUAAAAGCAAGUUUCACACUGGAGGAGAGGGAUUAGAGCCAACAAUGUCAUGGAUGUAUUAAGAAUAUUAUUAGAUAGUGUUUGUUUUUUCUAUUUAACAAUACCAUGUUCCAUAUCAGAAAGAUAUGCCAAUUCGUUCACAAAGAUUUUUUUAAGGUAACUCGUUCACAAAGAUAA
Camellia sinensis is the source of this 3565-nucleotide messenger RNA. RefSeq names its product ER-type Ca2+-ATPase 2 (gene ECA2). Gene Ontology annotation, cellular component: membrane. Lineage: Eukaryota; Viridiplantae; Streptophyta; Magnoliopsida; Ericales; Theaceae. The record is from RefSeq and is a predicted model, not a curated record. Gene Ontology annotation, molecular function: ATP hydrolysis activity; transporter activity; ATP binding.